Phlebotomus papatasi is the source of this 1718-nucleotide messenger RNA. RefSeq names its product zinc finger protein 91. Lineage: Eukaryota; Metazoa; Arthropoda; Insecta; Diptera; Psychodidae. Bases 155 to 1672 code for a protein of 505 amino acids. Gene Ontology annotation, molecular function: DNA-binding transcription factor activity; RNA polymerase II cis-regulatory region sequence-specific DNA binding. The transcript is spliced from 3 exons. The record is from RefSeq and is a predicted model, not a curated record. Gene Ontology annotation, biological process: regulation of transcription by RNA polymerase II.
AUUACGUGAAAUGACAAAAUGUUGAUUUUUGUUGAUUGUCGGCAUUUGAGUUGAGAAAAUUUGUGAUUUCUCCCAGAAAUAGGUGAAUGAUACUGUGAAUUGUUAUUUAAAUUGCAAGAAAAAGAGUCUGUGGAGGAUAUUUGGUGGAUAAGCUAUGGAAUCUGACUCAAUUGACGAUGUAAUUGUCUAUGAUGAAGACUCUCUGGGGGCAACAUCCUCAGAGCGUCCGGAGGGUGAAAAAGGCGCUGAAGCAGCUGAAAAAUGCAUCGUGGCCAAUGUUGUGUCCAUGUAUCAGUGCCAGGAAUGCAAUGCUGUUGUGUCUACGGCUGAGGAGUUCUUGUCUCACCACCAGAUCAUGCACAGUGGCAGCAGGGAGGUUAUGGUGGAGUUUCUGAAGGAAUCCGAUGCCCAGGAGCCAGACAGCGAUGUUGAUGUGAAGUAUGUGUGUAGUCUGUGCUAUGGGGUAUUUGAAUCUGUGGAGCAUACGAAGCAGCAUAUGAUGCAAGAUCACAAACUCAAGGAAAUUGGAGCAAAGGAGGAUCCUGUGAGUUCCAAUCCUUCAUCGGAUUCCAAUGAGGAGAAGACUGAGACGGAAUCUGGGGGAAAGGAGCAGUGGAAACCAAUUUCAUUGAAGCAGUUGAAGACUAAGUUGACCAGGAAUUUGACUCACAAGUGCACGGUCAAGGGGUGUCUGUACAAGUUCGAAAGUACGGAGAAGCGAGAUAUCCAUCUCAAGUGUCACUGUUCGGUGGAGAAUAUCCGGAAUUUCAAGUGUCCGGAAUGCGGGGAAGAGCACAAGAGUUGGCGCACUUGUGGGCUUCACAUGUGGAAGGAGCACAAGAUCGAUGUGGAUAUGCUAAAGUGUCCACUGUGCAACUACAAAGUCCUCACAACUGUCCAGAUCUUCAGGCAUCUGCAGAGUCAUGGACCAACUCGAGGAUUUGCCUGUACGAUGUGUCCAAAAACCUUCUCGCAGUACUCCAAACUUCGCUACCACUCUGUUAAUCAUCUGGAUAAGAAGGCAGCAGCUGCCAAUCGUUGGUACUCCAAGAAGACCUGCGACAUCUGCCUCAAUGUCUUUGCCAACUCCAAGACACUCUCAAAGCAUGUUUCCGGAUGUCACAAUCAGAUCAUGUCGUAUCGCUGCAACAUUUGCGGCAAACAGUCCACCCGGAAGGCCACAUGGCUCAUCCACUUGCGACAGCACACGGGCGAGAAGCCCUUCCGCUGUGAACAUGCCAAUUGCAACUUCAUGGCCAGAGAUCCGAGUGUUCUGAGGAAGCAUCGGCUGAGGCAUACCAAUACAAAACCCUACAAAUGCACCCAUUGCGACUACAGCGCCAUCCAGACAGAGCCCCUGAAGACGCACAUCCGGACGAAGCAUCCGGAGGAGUACAUGAAGAUGAAGUGCGAUCAGUGUUCCUUCAUUUCCAUCAACAGUGAACUCCUGCAGAGGCACAUGAGGGAUCACAAAGCAGGUUUGGUGAAGAAUGAAGAACACAGAGAUGUCGACAUGACCAAGAGCAAGAUUCACAAGAGCAUCCCAGAGACUUCAUCAGACUGCUUCCUUCCUCUGGAGAGCACGGAUUCGAUGCAAUCUUCCUUAGACACGGGUGGUGUGACAAUUCCAGCCCACUCAGAAGACACGCAAUUUCCUCUCUUCAAUGAAUAAUGAAUGGGCACAAAGAAAAUAAACACUGUUCAGAUGCGAAAGGUAA